AUGCGGAAGGGUUGGAAAAUGUUUGUGGGCACUCGAUGCAGAAAUCCUGAGAAGUGCAAGAGUUGGUGGCUGACACCAAAACAGGUACAUUAUCAUGAGGAUUUCGACGCAUGUGCUGGAGACAAUGAUAUUGCCAUAUUUGAACACGACGAGAAUAUCCCUAACUUUAUGGCUACACCGAUUUGUUUGCCACCAAGUUACAUCAAGAUAGGUCAUGACAUAAAAGCGGCAGGAAACGGUUUCACGGGACCGGAAGACACUGACCCAAAAACAGAAGGAUUUCAAGUAAUUGAAGAUAUUGUUAUGGUGAGAACUCGAGAGAAACGUCUUGUAGUGAAAACGCCUCUAGGAAUUGGACUCUGUGGGCGACAGUGGAGGUCCAUUAUUUCAGCUGAAUAA
Messenger RNA from Ostertagia ostertagi, 399 nucleotides. Lineage: Eukaryota; Metazoa; Nematoda; Chromadorea; Rhabditida; Trichostrongylidae. The record is from the annotation of a GenBank genome assembly.